UUGCGCGUUCACAGAGUUGGUGAGCGCGAAGUUCGAGUAUUUCUCUUCUGUGAUUUGCUUAACCUAACUUUAUUCUCAUAGAUCUUGUAAAAAUACGAGUCCAUUUAAACAGCAAGACCGACAAACAAUAUGACAGAACCAGAAAUUAUAUCUGAUAAUAAUUCUGAAUAUGUUUUGCGUGGUGAAAGUGACUUCUUGGAUGACAUAAUUACUACUUUAAGUUCUGUCAGCAGUAGUCUUCAUGGUCUGUUUGCUGACUUUGCUACGUCUCCAGCUUUCGUCUGCCUCGAUUCAGACUUAACACGCCUACAACGGGAAACAGAAUCUCUUUGUAAAAACACAGAGUUUUUAAUCAGUUCUCAGCUUCAUGGUGCACACCAAGCUAUGGCUGACUUACAUGGUGAACUGGUGGCUCUAAGCUGCAAGUACGAAAAUCUUCAGAAUGGCUGGAAGAGCCAACAGGAAAACAUGGGUCAGAUGCAGGCUGAAUUAUUCACAGUGCGCAGUCUGGUGCAGCAGCAGAGUCAAUUCUGCGCAUCCCUGGGAGCAGUUAUGGGAAAUCUCAUUUGGAAGGCUUCUAGGCUUCCUCCCGUUAUUGACAUGCUUCUGUCUGGGAAUAAAGUUGCAGACUUCUUGGCUAUUGUUCACGGAUCACUGAUAUCGUUUAUGGAGACGUAUGACUCCUCGAUGCCAAGUCAGUAUGCCAAUGAGAGCCAGUUCAUCCUGUCCAUGUGUGGCAUUGUAACCAACAUUGCAGCUACAUCGGCUGGCAGACAGUUCCUGGUUACAAACUCGAAUGGCAGGGAGCUCCUCGAACAGUUCAACCGAAUCCUUCCUGUCAUCCCAGUGCCUUCAGGAAAUUGUCUGAAAAGGCUUCUGUUAAUGGCGCUGUACAACACCAGCAUCAACCAUGAUGGGCUCAAGUUCCUGCAGCAACAAGCAGAUCUGCUGUCAGCACUAGCCCAUGACUUGCAGACAGACACCACCUAUGAAAUGAAACUCAUGCAACUUCGACUGCUACAGUCACUCACCUGUGACAUCCCCAAUGGCACAGUUCUCCAAGACAUACUGAAAUAUGUACCACUGGAUAUGAUACAAGCAACGACCAAGUGUUCACAACCUGAGAUGAAAAAUGUGGUCCAAGAGAUACUGAACAACAUAAAGAAAGCCCAACAUGUAUAUGAAACAAAGUGCUGUCAUUCUGACUUGUGGCAGGCCAGGACAAAAUGUUCCAGAGGAUGUGGAGGAGACUCUUCUUUUGGAGGCACUGGAAUGAACAGCAAAGCUGCAAGCUGCCAGGAGUCUUCAAAUGCUCGCUUUGGACCGGGAUGUAGUAACAUAAGUUACAUGAAACACCCUGCAUAGCAAAUUACUGGUCAUGUCAUGUGCCAUACAAUCCCACUGAUACAACUGUGUAGAAAGUUACUUCGCUUAAUAAAUAUGAUGAAACCUGAA
Molecule: messenger RNA, 1455 nt
Organism: Cryptotermes secundus
Lineage: Eukaryota; Metazoa; Arthropoda; Insecta; Blattodea; Kalotermitidae
Product: heat shock factor 2-binding protein
Exons: 6
Coding region: 130-1365 (411 amino acids)
Cellular component (GO): cytosol
Source: RefSeq, a predicted model, not a curated record